AUGAACAUGAACGAGGAAGUCAUGGGCGGCGCGGAGGCAGUUAUGCAGAACGGGACUUGGAAGUUCGCCAUCAAUUACCUCUCCGAGAUCGACGAUGGCUCCAGUACAAGUGAAGCCGUUUGUAAUGGCAUAUGGACUGAAAUUCUUCGGAGGCACUUCCCCUAUCCAGACUUUAUCAUCGCCCCGGAACAAAGACAGACCACAGGCGUGCGCCCCGAUCUUACAAUAUUUGCAGUCUUUGGGAAAGAGAAAUUAGCCGAAUGGGAGCCCAUCUUCACUUUCGAAGGCAAAGCUCCUAAAUAUGAGAAAUCCAUGGUCGCGGAUGGGAAGGCCCAAGCCGCAAAUUACCUCCCAGACCUAGCAUGGUCUAAGGAAAGGAAAAAUAUGAAGUAUGGAAUGCUUGCGUGCGGCAAGAGCUUCAUGAUCCUGAAAUAUGACGCCAAUAAGAAAGAGCUAUACCGAAUCGAUCCCAGCAAUCAAGAAGACAGUAUGAUGUUCGAGGCUUCGUCUCUCACUGAUAAAGCAGCUGGUUUUGAUAAGUUCUGUAGAGACUUUGUGACUUUAUUUUACUGA
Molecule: messenger RNA, 573 nt
Organism: Fusarium subglutinans
Lineage: Eukaryota; Fungi; Ascomycota; Sordariomycetes; Hypocreales; Nectriaceae
Exons: 1
Coding region: 1-573 (190 amino acids)
Source: RefSeq, a predicted model, not a curated record